UGGCUACAGUACUUAGAUAACCUAACCAUGACUAUUAAAUUAAUAAUUAAUUUGACAGGUGUCUAACCUCUCUCAACCUGAGUCGUAAAAACUAGUAUAUCAUGUGAAUGUUGCGUGCACUGCAGUGUUUCUUGUUCUGUACAAAAAGAAAGCACACAGCAGCACUGAGGCAGGUUGAACCAACACAGUAAGUAUGUGUCUGCAGCUGGAGCCAUGGCACUCAGGUGGAUCAUUCUGUUCUUUGGCCUAGGACUGGCAGCAGCUAAGCUGAAAGGUGAUAGAGAAACUGAUGUGGAUGAAGGCCAUGACUGGGACAUCUUUAACAUCAAUGAAGUGGCUGGGCUGGACCUGCUGGAGGGAGACAUUGAGCAGGAGGAAACAUUCAGCAGAAACUCCAUUAUAGGAGACAAGUAUCGUUGGCCAACAACCAUUCCCUACUAUCUCGAGGACAGUCUGGACAUGAAUGCAAAGGGAGUGAUCCUGAAAGCAUUUGACCAGUACAGACUGAAGACCUGCAUUGACUUUACGCCAUGGAAAGGAGAGGAGAACUACAUCUCUGUGUUCAAAGGAAGCGGAUGCUUUUCCUCUGUAGGCAACCAGCAUGUGGGGAAGCAGCGGCUGUCCAUUGGUAAAAACUGUGAUCGUCUUGGAACCGUUGAGCACGAGUUCCUGCACGCUCUGGGCUUCUGGCAUGAGCAGUCCAGAGCUGACCGUGAUGAUUAUGUCAACAUCAUGUGGGAUCGCAUUGAACCUGGUAAAGAGCACAACUUCAAAAAAUACGAUGACGCAGUGUCGAGUGCUUUAGGUGUUGCCUAUGACUACGGCUCUGUAAUGCACUACACAAAGACAUCCUUUAACAUUGGCUCUGAGCCCACCAUCGUCACCAAGAUCCCCCACUUCAUGGAUGUGAUUGGUCAGAGGAUGGGGUUCAGUGCUAGUGAUCUGACCAAGCUCAACCGUCUCUACAACUGCACCAAGUCUUCUAGCUUUGUGGAUAGCUGUAACUUUGAGGAGGAGAACAUCUGUGGGAUGAUUCAGGGUCCUGGCAACGCUGAGUGGGAACAACGUAGUUCUGUGAGCGGAGGGCCUCAGACUGACUUCUCCAACAUGGGACAAUGCAAAGGAAAAGGCUACUUCAUGCACUUCAGCACAGCCUCUGCAGAACCUGGUGACCGUGCAUUCCUGGAGAGUCGUUUGCUUUACCCGAAACCUGGAGCCCAGUGUCUGCAGUUCUUCCUCCAUAACACCGGGGCAGAUGAUGAUAUUCUCAAUAUCUGGGUGCGGCAGUAUGAUGAGGCCAACCCCAGCGGUAAACUGAAGCUCUUCAAGAGUAUUUCAGGAGGUGCCAUGGGCUCCUGGGAACUGCAUAACAUCAAUCUGAAUAUGACACAAAAGGGCCGUGUGGUUUUUGAGGGCGUGAGGGGAAGUAGUCCAUCGAAGGGAGGUUUCUCUCUGGAUGACAUUAACCUGUCAUCCACAAAGUGCCCUCAGCAUGUCUGGCACAUCCGCAACAUCACUCGCCUGCUGGCCACCACACCAGCAGGAGGUAAACUCUACAGCCCUCGCUUUCUGUCACCAGCAGGUUACUCCUUCCAGGUUGGUGUGUACCUAAACGGAACAAGUGACAGUCCAGGGAAAAUGGCCACCUACUUCCACCUGACCUCAGGUCCCAACGACCACAAACUCAAGUGGCCAUGUCCAUGGCAGCAGGCAACUAUGGCCCUGAUAGAUCAGCAGUCUGACAUCAGACAGCAAUUGAACAUGCACCGAAUGGUCACCACUGACCCCGACAAGAAGUCCUCUGAUGGCACUGAGUACUACUGGGACGAUCCCAGGAAGGUGGGCAGUAAAGUGACUGUGUCUGAUGGCAGCUAUUACUAUCGAGGCCCAGGCAGUGGAACAAGUGCCUUCAUCACUCACAGCAGACUAAAGAGCAGAAACUUCAUCAAACAAGAAGAUGCCUUCUUUGUUUUCAGUCUGGAAGAUAUAUCUGAUCUGCUGCUAUCUCAGCCUCUUCCCCGCUCGGCUGUUUAUGCUGACGCCGGUCUGAUGAUGAAGGCUGUAGACCAAGGGGCUCCGCAGGGAGCUGCUGAUAACUCCAUGCUGGUCACAGCUGUGGCAGGGUCAGUGGUAGCAGUCAUGUUGGUGGUUUCCAUGGUGAUCAUAGGGAACGCCUGGAGGAUGAGGAGGAGGAGAAGACAGCAGGAGAGCGACAUGGUGGUGAUCAUACAGGACAUGCCUGGAUUCAUGGAAGCCAAUGAGCACCAGACCAAAGAUCUACCAUCUCCUUUCACUACUCCAUGAUGUCCAGAUGAAAGGAAACAAUCACCAGUAGAGCACAUUACUAAAUGAUCUAUUUAAUCAGAUUGUCACGUGACUGAUUAUCAUAUAUAAUCUGAAUUUGUAUUAAAAAUUUGUUUGAAAUAAAAUCUCUGACAGCAUG
This is a messenger RNA of Sander lucioperca (pikeperch), 2443 nucleotides long. RefSeq names its product meprin A subunit beta-like. The record is from RefSeq and is a predicted model, not a curated record. The transcript is spliced from 15 exons. Bases 214 to 2304 code for a protein of 696 amino acids. Gene Ontology annotation, biological process: proteolysis. Gene Ontology annotation, molecular function: protein binding; zinc ion binding; metalloendopeptidase activity. Gene Ontology annotation, cellular component: membrane. Lineage: Eukaryota; Metazoa; Chordata; Actinopteri; Perciformes; Percidae.